This is a messenger RNA of Gadus chalcogrammus (walleye pollock), 4153 nucleotides long. RefSeq names its product SEC24 homolog A, COPII coat complex component (gene sec24a). Gene Ontology annotation, cellular component: COPII vesicle coat; endoplasmic reticulum exit site. NCBI's taxonomy places the organism in Eukaryota, Metazoa, Chordata, Actinopteri, Gadiformes, Gadidae. Gene Ontology annotation, biological process: COPII-coated vesicle cargo loading; endoplasmic reticulum to Golgi vesicle-mediated transport; intracellular protein transport. Bases 330 to 3773 code for a protein of 1147 amino acids. The transcript is spliced from 23 exons. The record is from RefSeq and is a predicted model, not a curated record. Gene Ontology annotation, molecular function: SNARE binding; zinc ion binding.
UACUGCGCAUGCCCGGGGAAUACGUUGAUCCUGCCAGACCAUCCCGACUUCCUGUGGAAGGAGAGAAGUGUUUUACACGAUUAUCUAUCCGAGGCCUACGUUUAUACUCUAACGGGCAAUGGCUCUCCUCGUCACCCUGUGAUGUCUAACUAGUCAGGGAGUUUAUUUAGUAAGUUAUCACAGGACGUCAACAAAGCCAGCACUUUAAUUAGACGUCCUGCUGUCACCCGGUUUGCGUUAAUUCGGCUACACUGUUAGCCGGAGGCGCAAGCUAACGCUAGUCGUUCGCAUUAAGAUUCUCUAAUUGUGAUCCCGGUGUCUAUUUCAAGAUGUCAAGUACGGGGUUCAACUCUCGUAACGGGACAGGGCAGACCUAUGCAAACGGUCCUUCCCAGAACCCAGGAAUGGGCUUCAACAUCGGUUCCCAAGCGCCAUACAGUCCAAUGCCGACCAAGGGCCCAGUGGCCCCUGGAGCUGGACUCUACAAUUCUGGUCCUUACCAGCCAGGCCCCCCAGCAGGCCCUUACCAGCCCGGGCCCCCUGCUGGUGCCUACCAGCCCGGGCCCCCUGCUGGGGCCUUCCAGCCUGGCCCCCAAGCGGGUCCCUACCAGCCGGCUGCACCCGUCAGUUCAUACCAUCCUCCUCCAGGCCAGCCCCCGUUGACCAGACCCCCAAUGGGAGGUCCGCCACCAACGCUCACCCCCCCGCAGUCCAGCAGCCCCGCUCCCAGGAUGCCCCACGCGCAGGCUACUCCUCCACCUCCUGCUGCCAUGUCGCACAACUACUACCCAAACCAGCCGCCGCAGCAGUCGCCGUCCCCUGCCUGGCAGUACGGCGCCGCUGCCCCCCCGGCCGCAGCACCACACGGAGCCAUGAGGGCACCCCCGUCCGGCCCGGUGGGUAACCACGUUGGGCCGAUGAACCCAGCGGCUACACUACCCCCUCCCCAGCCGUCGCCCUCCUCAUCGGCGGGGUAUGCACCCACACCACUAGCUCCCGUCCCGCACAGCACUGCGCCUGGCUCCGGACCGGGGCCUGUCCCCCUCCACGGAUACACUCAGCCAGGAAAUGCUUCAACUCCCCCCCCCAUGGCCCCCCAUCCAUAUCAACCAGCCAGUGCCCCCUACAGGGCCCUGCCCACUGGACACGCCAUGCCUCCUAUGGGACCCCCACCUAUGGGCAAUGCUACCCCUCCACCCCCCAAGGCCGAGGGCCCUUCAGCCGGCAAUGGCCACCAGGCUCCAUACGCCUUUAAUCAUCUGGAGAACAAAAUGGCCGGCGCUCCUCAGUCCGGCCCCCCCGGCAGACACCUGGGCCACUACCCGUCCCUCCCUCCAGGGUACAAUAACACGCCCGCGUCCCAGGGCGCCGCGCCCCCAAUGCACCCUCCCAUGCAGACGGCCCCGUCGCAAUACCCCCCGCAGCCCCAGCUCUACCAGCAGCCACCAGGUGGGCCCGGCCCGGCACAGAUGAGCUCCUCCCUGGCCUCUCUGAGCCUGCAGGGCAACACGCCCGAGGCCCUGAGGGUGGUCAACCUCCUGCAGGAGAGGAACCUGCUGCCCGCCGGACCCAUCCCCGCCCCCACGCCCCCCCUGCCCCAGGACCUGCAGAAGGUCAACUGUAACCCAGAAGUUUUCCGAUGCACCUUGUCCAGCAUCCCUCAGACGCAGAGCCUGUUGAACAAAGCCAAGCUGCCCCUGGGUCUGCUCCUCCACCCGUUCAAAGACCUCUCGGUAACUCUGCAACUCCCCGUGGUGACGUCCAGCACCAUCGUGCGCUGCCGCUCCUGCAGGACCUACAUCAACCCCUUCGUGUCCUUCCUGGACCAGAGGAGGUGGAAGUGUAACCUCUGCUUCCGGGUCAAUGACGUGCCGGAGGAGUUCAUGUACAACCCCAUCAGCAGGUCUUACGGCGAGCCUCAGAAACGACCCGAGGUCCAAAAUGCCACCAUCGAGUUCAUAGCGCCCUCUGAAUACAUGCUGCGGCCCCCCCAGCCUGCCGUUUACCUCUUCGUGCUGGAUGUGUCCCACAACGCAGUGGAGACGGGCUACCUCAACGUGGUCUGCCAAUCGCUGCUGGACAACAUCAGCGCGCUCCCCGGCGACACGCGCACUAAGGUUGGCUUCAUCACCUUCGACAGCACCAUCCACUUCUACAACCUCCAGGAGGGGCUGUCCCAGCCACAGAUGCUCAUCGUGUCGGAUAUCGAAGAAAUAUUUUUACCAACGCCAGACAGCCUUCUAGUGAACCUCAAUGAAUGCAAAGAGCUGGUGCAGGACCUGCUCAAGAGUCUGCCCCACAUAUUUGAGAAGACCAUGGAGACCCAGUCGGCCCUGGGCCCCGCGCUGCAGGCGGCCUUCAAGCUGCUGUCGCCCACCGGCGGCCGCGUGUCCGUCUUCCAGACCCAGCUACCAAGCAUGGGCGUGGGGGCGCUCAAGUCCAGGGAAGACCCCAACCAGCGAGCCUCUGCCAAGGAUAUUCAGCACUUAGCCCCCGCCACAGACUUCUACAAGAAGCUGGCUCUGGACUGCUCGGGCCAGCAGGUGGCCGUGGACCUGUUCCUCCUCAGUGCUCAGUAUUGUGACCUGGCAUCGCUAGGAUGCAUAUCCAGGUACUCUGCAGGAAGCGUGUACUACUACCCCUCCUACCACCACCAGCAUAACCCCGCCCAGGUGGAGCGCUUCGAGAAGGACCUCAAGCGGUACCUCACCCGCAAGAUCGGCUUCGAGGCCGUGAUGAGGAUACGCUGCACCAAAGGUCUGUCCAUUCACACCUUCCAUGGGAACUUCUUUGUGCGUUCCACGGACCUGCUGUCCCUGCCCAACGUGAACCCGGACGCGGGCUUCGCGGUGCAGAUGUCCAUCGAGGAGAACCUGGUGGACAUGCAGGUGGUGUCCUUCCAGGCCGCGCUGCUCUACACCUCAAGCAAAGGAGAGCGCAGGAUCCGCGUCCACACCCUCUGUCUCCCCGUGGUCAACUCCCUGACCGAUGUCUUCGCUGGAGCGGACGUUCAGGCUGUCACCGGGUUGUUGGCUAGCAUGGCUGUGGACCGCUCCGUGUCGGCGAGUCUGGGCGACGCCCGGGACGCCAUGACCAACGCGGCCAUCGACUCGCUGGCGUCGUACCGCCACGCCGCGUUGACCAUCCAGCAGCCCGGCCUGCUGGCCCCCGCCUGCCUGCGCCUCUUCCCCCUCUACGUCCUCGCGCUGCUCAAACAGAAAGCCUUCAGGACAGGCACCAGCACCAGGCUGGAUGACCGGGUGUUCUCCAUGUGUCAGCUCAAGUUCCAGCCCCUGGUGUACGCCAUGCUGAUGAUCCAUCCCACCCUCUACCGCGUGGAUGACCUCUCAGACCAGGGUGCUCUGAACAUCAGCGAGCGCACCAUCCCACAGCCCCGGGAGCUGCAGCUCUCUGUGGAGAAGCUGUGUCGGGAAGGGGCCUUCCUCAUGGACGCUGGAUCGGUGAUGCAUCUAUGGGUAGGAAGGAGCUGCAACCCCUCCUUCCUCACUCAGGUCUUGGGCGUACCGGACUAUGCUGCCUUGCCUCAGAACAUGUACCAGCUCCCCGAGCUGGAGACGGCAGAGUCACAGAGAACCAGGGCAUUCAUCGGCUGGCUCCGGGAGCAGAGGCCCUUCUACCCGAGCCUCCAUAUCAUCAGGGACGACAGCCCGCAGAAGGGGGACUUCAUGCAAAACAUGAUCGAGGACCGGACCGAGUCGGCUCUGUCCUACUACGAGUUCCUGCUGCACAUCCAACAGCAGAUCUCCAAGUAAUAGACUCUCGCCGGAGCCACAGGAAGACACGGAGGCUGUGUGUGUGUGCUUGCGUAUGUGUGGUGUGAGUGUCAUGAGCGUGCGUGCGUGCGUGUGUGUGGUAUGUGUGUGCGUGUGCGUUGGCAGGGCGAGGGCUGCGCUCGUUUCCAGGGUAAGCUCCUGCGCCACCUCCAGUUGUAGUCUCACAUCUUUCUUUUCCUCCGAUCCAUGAAAAUGCUCAGCAACCACAACGACAACCGUUCCUACGUGACUCAACAACCUGAUCCAACGCAAGCAUUCAUUCAAAGAAACCAAAUAACGUUUAAUGGAUUGAGCACCUACAGAGAGAUGAAUAACGUGGAUCAUAACGCAUCGCACUCAUUGGAAUAAUGAAUUGUGGA